AUAUGCUUAAGGGCUAUUUUAGCUUGCAACUAUAUUUCUACCAACUAAUACUCAUUUACUUGACUCAUAUAAUCCACUCUAACCCUCUCACUAAGUUUGCCUAAGCUGUGGGUAUACCCAAGUCCUCAUCACUUGGUUAUUUGUUGCUUAUCUAAUGGUUUGAGUCCUUCAGUCUCUAGACAAAGAAGGAAGGAAGGAAAGGAGCCAUUUAGAGCCAAGAGCCAAAGUCAUGUGAUGUGUUAUUCCUGCAUAUAAUACAUAUUAAUUUUGGUUUCAAUUUUGCGGUGUUUGAAUGGGGAUAGAGAUCUUCCCCCAACUUUUAUAAAUAGGGAGCUAGCUUUGCUAUUGAUCCUGAUUUUGAUUCAAUUGAUUCUUGAUUAUCAUCAUGGUUUCUGCAAUGUCUGAAGAAAGGAAAGAGAGGAUAAACCGAUACAAUAAACAAUUGUGGCAAGCUGGGUUCACCGGAUGUCUAAAGGGAACAUUGGUAGCUUUAGUAUCAGGAUAUUAUAUUAAUUAUAAAUAUAAUUAUGGUCAUAAUGUUAAAUUCUUUAAAACUCCUUAUAAGAUCUGGUAUUUGAUAAGUUGGAAUGUAGUGGGGAUAAUCUUCACUACUGAUAUAGCUAAGAUUAAAAUCAGUAAACAGAUUGCAAUUGAAGAUGAAAUUAAACGGAAUCUUUAUCUAGAGGAUGAAUUUAAUAAAUUGUACAAUAAAUCAGAUAAGAAUUGAAUCUAUGAAUGCAAGAAUAUGUAUUUUGUCAUAAACAUAUAUAUAUAACCUAAGAAUAGAAAGCUUCUUCAUGAAAUUUCAACCCAUUUUCAUUAGCCCAUAAUUUAACAUUUUCAACUAAUGGUUUAGGACCAGCAGAUAUAACCCAAAUAUUCUCAGCAUUGAUAUCUUCUUGUUUUACUUUAUUUUGGGGUAAAUCACGACAACACACUAUAUUAUUAUUAUGAUCAUGUUGAGGUCCAAUACAUUGAGUGAAUCCUUCAUUAAUACACCAAUUAUAAUAUUUAUAAUUCAAUUUAGGCCUGCCCUUGAA
Scheffersomyces coipomensis is the source of this 1040-nucleotide messenger RNA. RefSeq lists its product as uncharacterized. The record is from RefSeq and is a predicted model, not a curated record. Lineage: Eukaryota; Fungi; Ascomycota; Pichiomycetes; Serinales; Debaryomycetaceae. The coding region runs from base 386 to 727 and encodes 113 amino acids. The transcript has a single exon.